Messenger RNA from Penicillium odoratum, 2415 nucleotides. Its product is annotated as putative sterol glucosyltransferase. The record is from RefSeq and is a predicted model, not a curated record. NCBI's taxonomy places the organism in Eukaryota, Fungi, Ascomycota, Eurotiomycetes, Eurotiales, Aspergillaceae. The transcript has 5 exons. Gene Ontology annotation, biological process: carbohydrate metabolic process. The annotation marks the transcript as partial. Gene Ontology annotation, molecular function: hexosyltransferase activity; UDP-glycosyltransferase activity.
AACGGUCGUGUCAACGUCAACCUCGAAUCAACAGUCGCCAGAGCAAUUGUUGAAAGCAUCAAUUAUCAGCAAGAACUUCGUCGCGAAUCCAGUGAUUACCGCGAGAGAGUUGCACAAUCAACACCAUUUGAUUUAAAACUAAAUAUAGUCAUUCAAAUAGUGGGCAGUCGUGGAGAUGUACAACCAUUUGUCGCAUUAGGCAAUGCCUUACAGAGACAUGGCCACCGGGUUCGCAUCGCGACACAUGGUGUCUUUGCCGAUUUCAUCCACAGCUCCGGACUUGAAUUCUUCCCUAUUGGAGGAAACCCAGCAGAUCUGAUGGCAUAUAUGGUAAAAAAUCCCGGUCUUCUUCCUCAAAUGCAAACUUUGCGAGAGGGAGAAAUUUGCAAAAAGAAGAUUAUGGUGGGCGAAAUGCUUGAAGGCUGUUGGAGAUCUUGUAUCGAACAUGAUCCAUACACUCAAGAACCAUUUGUGGCGGAUGCUAUUAUCGCUAAUCCGCCCAGCUUUGCCCAUAUUCAUUGCGCUCAGGCGCUAAGUAUUCCUGUUCAUUUGAUGUUUACGAUGCCCUGGAGCAGUACCAAGUCUUUCCCACAUCCUCUCUCUAGCUUGACUGCAGAUCCGGAGUACAAAGGGCUUGAUUGCUGGGUUUCUUAUGGCGUGGUGGAAUGGCUUACAUGGCAAGGACUGGCGGAUGUUGUCAAUAACUGGCGUGCUUCAAUAGACCUGGGCCCAAUCCCGACAACGGAGGGCCCAGGGCUACAUGAAUCAUUGAAGAUACCAUUUACUUACUGUUGGUCGCCUGCUUUGGUACCGAAGCCACAGGAUUGGCCAGCCUAUGUUGAUGUCUGUGGAUUCUUCUUUAGGGAUCCUCCACAAUACGACCCAUCCCCUGAACUGCAAGAAUUCCUGCUAUUGGGAUCUCCUCCAAUAUACAUUGGAUUUGGAAGUAUCGUGGUGGACGAGCCUGAAGUCCUAAUAGACACUGUUCUAGAAGCAGUCAGAGCCAGCGGUGCGCGAGCUGUUAUCUCCAAAGGCUGGAGUAAUAUGAAUGGAGGGGAGGACGAAAAUAUUUUCUAUAUUGGUGACUGUCCACACGAAUGGCUGUUUCAGCAUGUGGCUGCGGUUGUUCAUCACGGCGGAGCUGGUACCACGGCAUGUGGCUUGAUAAACGCAAAGCCGACAGCCAUUGUGCCAUUUUUUGGAGAGUACGAUCCGCCCUCCCUCCUAUAUUAUCCCGAUACUGAUUUCAUAUACUAUAGUCAACCUUUCUGGGGUGACAUGGUCGCCAACGCCGGUGCAGGACCGAAGCCUAUUCCCCAUGAGAUUCUUACAAUUCAUAAUCUUACUGCUGCUAUCAAGUUUUGCCUUACACCAGAGGCCGCAGCUGCUGCCCAAAAGCUGGCCAAUAAGAUGCAUACUGAAUGCGGUGUCGAUGAGGCUGUGAAGUCAUUUCACCGCAAUCUUCCCUUGGAACGGAUGCGCUGUAGGAUCCUGCCAGAUCAGGUAGCAGUCUGGAACUAUAGAAAGGGCAAACGGAGUCUGAAUCUGUCAAAGAUGGCUGUACAGACAUUGAUCGAGUACUCCAAGAUAGACACCGACAAUCUCCAAUGCCAUGAUAUAAACCCAAUAACUAUCGAAAACCGUCGUUGGGAUCCAUUAACCGGCGUGAUAUCCGCGGGUAUAUCCACAGGAACUCGAAUGUUGAAAACAAGCACAGGAAUGAUAUACGAGCCGUUCAAAGAGCUUACGCGUGCAAAAUCAUCGCCCGCAUCUGAGCAAAACCGACGGGGAUCAACAGAGAGCACUCCAUCACUAAGGUCCAGAUCCACAACAAAUCAAACUGAGAGCAACCGCCCCGCCAGUCCAAGAAGCCCGUUAACAACAGCAGGAGACAUGGCAGGCGCGUCACUAAAUAGUUUCGGCAAAUUCACAACGGGAUACUUCAAAGGUGUCCUCGUCGAUAUCCCCACUGCAGCGGCAGAUGGAUUCCGAAAUGCAUCACAAGUCUACGGAGAUAAGCCCAAAGACUACGGCACCGUUACAGAUUGGAAGUCCGGAGCCAAAGUCGGUACCAAGAACUUCGUGGGUGGUAUGAAAGAAGGUAUCACAGGCCUUGUUAAGCAUCCUUGGAAAGGAUAUCAAGAGGAUGGACGACAGGGCGCGUUGAGGGGAUUAGCCAAAGGGGCUAUUGGGCUUGCCACAAAAGCCCCAUCUGCCGGAAUCGGGAUCUGGGCUUACCCGUCGCAGGGUAUUGCGAGAAGUAUUGAAGCAAAGUUUCGAGCAAAGACUCGCAAGGCGAUUGUUAUUGCUCGCCUUAUAGAUGGGUAUGCUCAGACUAUUAAAAUGCAGUUGUCGGAGGAGAUGAAGCAAGAAAUUGUUCGAGAAUUCGAUCGUCUUAUGGGACUUGAUUAUUAA